Molecule: messenger RNA, 1184 nt
Organism: Rhododendron vialii
Lineage: Eukaryota; Viridiplantae; Streptophyta; Magnoliopsida; Ericales; Ericaceae
Product: dehydration-responsive element-binding protein 2D-like
Exons: 1
Coding region: 421-1026 (201 amino acids)
Biological process (GO): positive regulation of DNA-templated transcription; response to stress
Cellular component (GO): nucleus
Molecular function (GO): transcription cis-regulatory region binding; DNA-binding transcription factor activity
Source: RefSeq, a predicted model, not a curated record
AACGGGAGCGGAGAAUGCGGCUAAGGAUUAACGGAUUAUGUGACCAGCUAAUUUGAACUUGUCCUUUCUUCCACCUGAGCUUCGCUUAAAAAAGUAAACAAGAAAACAAAAGGCGGCCUUAGGCAAGUGUGCAUGGGGAGAAGACAACAUAAAAGCCUUACCCCUUUGACACGAUUAACAGGGUGGUUUUGCCAAGUAGAUUCGAACCAACCCCCCCCAACGGACACGUAUCCCCCCCCCCCCCCCCCCCGGUGAAUUUGCUAAAUAAAACCCCUUUCUCCUCCUCAAUCCUCAUGCUAUAAAACUCAAAAACUGUUCAUAUUUCCUGGGGCUUAUCACUAUCUUAACCAUUCCAAAUUUCCAAUCUCUCUUCCCCUGAAAAAUCCAAAAAACAAAAAAAAAAAAAAACCAGAAACAGAAAUGUUGAAAUCUAUGAAGAAACCAGCGCAGGCAACGUCGAGGAAAGGGUGCAUGAGGGGGAAGGGGGGGCCGGAGAACUCUGCGUGCACUUUCAAGGGCGUCCGGCAGCGGACGUGGGGGAAGUGGGUGGCCGAGAUCCGCGAGCCGAACCGGGGAGCCCGCCUCUGGCUCGGCACCUUCUACACGUCCCACGAGGCCGCCGUGGCCUACGACGCGGCCGCGCGCAAGCUGUACGGCCCCGACGCGAAGCUCAACCUGCCGGAGCUGUGCGGGAACCAUCCCCAGUUCUCGAUCCCUUCCGCGAAUUUCCCCGUCAGCCACGUGAAGAAAGAAUCGGGCGGGGACUCGCCGGAGAACCCCAGAAACGACCCUUUACUGGGGUUUUCCGACGAAUCCGGCAUGGAGAGAGUCGGGGAGAAUGACGUGGGAAUAAUGGAGGGGUUGUGGGGGAACCUGAAUGCGAAUCUGCCGGAGUUCGACGAUUCCUCUCUCUGGGCGGAGGCUAUGGCGACGAUGGAUUUUCAGGCGGUGGACCCCGGGAUCUUCGCCGGUAAUUGCGAAGACGGCAAGGGGUUGGAAGCCAUGCAGGACCCUUGGUGCUACUGAAGCUAGCUUUCCCAUCAUAUCAGUGAAUGGAAAAGGUAUAUAUGUGUAUUGUGUAUAUAUAUGUUGUGAAUAAUACACAUAUAUAUAGAUAGAUGCAUAUAGAAUUAGAGUGAGUAGGGAAAAAUAGGAAAAAAAGAGAGUAGGAGCAGAGAUGAUAC